Messenger RNA from Drosophila melanogaster (fruit fly), 10585 nucleotides. RefSeq names its product canoe (gene cno). The coding region runs from base 631 to 6786 and encodes 2051 amino acids. Gene Ontology annotation, cellular component: cell-cell junction. Gene Ontology annotation, biological process: signal transduction. The transcript is spliced from 20 exons. Lineage: Eukaryota; Metazoa; Arthropoda; Insecta; Diptera; Drosophilidae. The record is from RefSeq and is marked reviewed.
AUCCUGCCUGCGGUCACACCGCGGAAAAAUGUCGAAGGCGCGCGUUGCUCGCGUUUCUUGAGUUCUUGAUUCUCAUGAAAUUGACAACAAAUUCGCAACAAGUGCGGUGAUCUUUGUUAUUCUCUGCUCUUCGCCCGUCUUGAAAUCGCAGUGUGUGUGCGGUUGUCGAUUUGAUUCGUUUCGAUUUGGUCAGUCUCGCGAUUUCGAUUUCUCCGCAACAUUUGUAUUCGCAUUUCCCUGCGCACUUGGCUAUCUUAGACGCCGACGUCGACUGCGCAGCCGCCGCGCCGCGACGUGAAAUGUGCAAUAACAAGUUAAACAACAACUACGUAGCAGCAACAACACAUCGACAGAGUUAACCAAUAUUUAAUUGCGGGCUUAAUUAAAUUAGCCGGCCCCACAGUGCAGUGCAAAAGUGCGCAAGACUAAAAAAAGGAGGACAACGCCGCUCAUUCUUCGCUCCCACUUGGAAUUCAAAGCUGGAUAAAUUGGAUUAAACCGGGCGACAAGAAAUUAAAAGUACGAUAGUUCAUAGCCCCAACAAAACGAGGCCCAAACGACGUCACACUGGAGUCACAACACGAUCUAUUCUUCCAGAACUGAGACGAGACUUUCCCCAACCUGUACAGUAUGUCACAUGAUAAGAAGAUGUUGGAUCGCGAGGCAGUACGCUCAGUGAUACAGCAAUGGAAUGCCAAUCGAUUGGAUCUAUUUGCUCUCUCCGAGCCAGACGAGAACCUGCUCUUCCAUGGCGUUAUGCGCUUCUACUUCCAAGAUGCUGGCCAGAAAGUGGCCACCAAAUGCAUUCGCGUGGCUUCCGAUGCCACUGUCACAGAUGUCAUAGACACACUCAUUGAGAAAUUCCGUCCCGAUAUGCGGAUGCUAUCCGUGCCCAACUACGCCCUUUACGAAGUGCACGCCAAUGGCGAGGAGCGUCGUCUCAAUGCCGACGAGAAGCCACUGCUGGUGCAGCUGAAUUGGCAUAUUGACGAUCGCGAAGGUCGAUUCCUGCUCAAGAACAUAGACCAAAAGACCACUCCCAUCGAGCAGACAGAUCUAAACUUUAAGAGAAAACUUUCGAAGCGAGAGAAAAAGGAGCAGAAGAAAAAGGAGAAGAUGGCAAAGCUGAGCUCUGAUCCGCCCACCUCGAAUGGCAGUCAUCUGGGCUUGGGAAAUGGUGUUGGAGCAUCCUCGGGAUCUGCCCACAUGAAUGGAAACGCCGGUGGAACUGGAGGCGACAGCAGCGAUGCAGUGGCAGGAAAACUGUACACGGAACUACCAGAAACCUCGUUCACCCGAUCGAUCUCAAACCCGGAGGCCGUGAUGCGGCGGCGCCGGCAGCAGAAGCUCGAGAAGAAGCUGCAGCAGUUCCGUUCUAGGGAUGGUGGUCCCGAUACCGGUGGCACGUUGAAGAUUUACGGCGAGAGCCUCUGUCAGGACGUGCCCUACAAGACGCUGCUGCUUUCCAUCCGGGAUUGUGCGCAGGCUGUUGUUCGGGAAAUGCUCACAAAAUACGGUCUAGAAAAGGCCGAUCCCCUGCACUAUUGCCUGGUUCAGGUCAACAGCGACGGAACAGAAUAUAUACUCGACGACGACGAGUGCCCGCUGUCGAUACUGAUGAACCAUCCGACGUCACGAGGCUCCAUCAUGUUCCAUGUGCGGAGACGUCCGGCGGACUCACAGCCCCGGAGGAGAAAGAAAAAACCACUGGGCGCGGCCAACGGGGCGAACCACAUAUCCGGAGAUCGGGAGGGACCCGUCCUGGUGGAGGUGACGCACAGCGGCGACGGCGGCCGGCGGAUUAAGUUGGGCAGCGACCCGGUGGAGGUGGGGUCGGCCAACACUAACUGCCUGCAGCUAUUCGGACCCUCGAUCCAGCCGAGGCACUGCCUCAUUUCGCUGCUGGAGGGGGUUUGCACCGUGACCCCGCUGCACACCGAUGCCCUGACCUUUGUCAAUGGCCACCACAUUAGUCAGCCGACCAUUCUGCAUAACGGAUCGGUGGUAAUGUUCGGACGGGUGGCCUCGUACCGCUUCCUCGAUUCCCCCACCGACGGGCGCUACAACCUGGCUCUGUCCCAAUCCCAGCUGGACUCGGCAUGUCUCUACGAAAGCCGCUCGCCCACAUCCCCGGGAUCCUGGAAUGACGAGGAUGGAGCCUUGAGUUCGACACACAAAAGCGACUACGACCACCACCAGCAAGCAAACCAUUCCAGCGCCUACCACAAUAAUAAUAACAACUCCAGUGAUCAUCCUCUGAGCAGCACGCUGCGGGACGUGGUGGACAGCAAGGCUGGACAGGAUCAGGGGGCCAAUUCGGGCAACUACGACGGUCAAAGUCUGGAGGGUAAUUUGGAGAACGAAACCAAGUCGAUUUCCAGCUUGAAGUCAGGUGGUUCCAACAGCCAAGAUCGGUCGCCCAAAAUGACCGGCUCUGGCAUUUUGGCCGGAGGGGGCAGCGGUUCUGGCGACACCCAGGGACAGGAGCCCAUCCUGCCGGCUGUCCUGGAGUUCCCCGAAACUCACCAGGAACUCUUUCUGCGCCACAUUAUCAGCGAACUGGACGUGAACGUUCCGCACUUUAAGCUGGCACCCGUCUACUCGCUCUACCUGUGUGCUAGAUAUCGAGCGUCCACACAUUACCGCCCGGAGUUGCAGCCCACGGAGCGUGCCCACAAGCUAACCAUGUUCCUGCACCAUGUGGCUAAUCUGGUCUACAGCGUAGUCCAGGAGCAGUACACGGAUCCCCGAAUCCUGGCAUUUUGGAUGGCCAACAGCUCGGAGUUCCUGCACUUCCUUAAAUCGGAUCGCCACAUCAGCGCGUUUAGUGUUCAGGCUCAAGAGGUUUUGGCCGAGGCCGUGCAGACUGCGUUUCGCAACCUGGUCAACUGCUUUCGAUUGGAACUCUCGCAAACUCUUAACCAGUUUCUCUCCGAGAACAUUGAUCAUGACUCCGCGGCGGGUCUGGUACUGACUGUGCUGGGAUCGGCGAUGGCUCUUCUCAGACGAUGCCGUGUAAAUGCAGCCCUAACGAUCCAGUUGUUUUCGCAGCUGUUCCACUACAUCAAUGUCAUAUGUUUCAAUACGAUUGUGGCAAACUCUCAGAUGUGCACAGGUGACUGGGGCAAGGUAAUGACGGAGCGGCUUCAGUUGCUGGAGCUGUGGGCAGAACGGCAAGGAUUGGAAUUGGCGGCGGAUUGCCAUUUGGCCAAGAUCAAUCAGUGUGCUCAGUUUUUGCAAGCACCAAAAUCCUCAGUGGAGGAGAUCCAGCAGUUAGCCUGCUCCUGCUUCCGUUUAAACUCCCUUCAAAUGGCAGCGCUGCUGCAGCAAGAAAAGCUUCCCCGCAACCUGGUUGAUACCGCCAUAAGGAUGGCGGAAUCUGUGGCAGACGAACUAACCCGUGCCGAUGGGCGAGAGGUUCGGUUGGAAGAAUCGCCAGAGCUUCACUUGGCGCUUCUGCUGCCCGACGAUGGAUUCAGCUGUGAUGUGGUGCGGGGCAUUCCCACCGGUCUCGUCGACUUCCUCAAUCCUCUCCAGCAGCAGGGCAUGUGCCGACUGGCGGCCCAACCCACCUCCAUUGGCCUUUGGACGGUCUAUAUGCAUCAGUUUAAUGCUCGCAGUUCCAGUGCCAUGUCUAACAAACUUCCGCAACCGGAAUUGCAGCUCAUUAAGCUACACAAGAACAGCAACGGCAUGGGCUUAUCCAUCGUCGCGGCCAAGGGAGCUGGUCAGGAGAAGCUGGGUAUCUACAUCAAGAGUGUGGUGCCUGGCGGAGCGGCAGAUGCAGAUGGACGUCUGCAAGCUGGGGAUCAGCUGUUGCGGGUGGAUGGGCAAAGCCUGAUUGGCAUCACCCAAGAGAGGGCUGCGGACUACCUGGUGCGAACGGGUCCUGUGGUCAGUUUGGAAGUGGCCAAGCAGGGAGCCAUCUAUCACGGGUUGGCUACACUACUUCAGCAGCCUAGUCCUGUGAUCCAGCGUGGUAAUCGCCGUAUGUCCGAACGCGAUCUGACGCGGAUGGGCGGUGCCGAAUCGACCAAAUCUCUGGGUCCACUGAUAGCCAACAACCAUCCGAAUCACAGCCUUAGUCUUAGCCAACAUCUGAACAACAGCCACAACAACACCCUAGGCAAUAGCAACAAUAGUAGCAUCAUCAAUCCCCUAGCUGCACACCUGCCCAACAGCAAAUCGGUGCCGGCUCUGCAUCACCACACGGGAUCGGGUACCAUAUCCUUGGCCAAUUCCAAGUCACGCAGCACGCAUAGUUUGCAUAACAAUACAUCUGGCAUGGGCGGAAUCGGCGGAGCAGCAGCAGGAGGAAUGCUGGGUCAGCCAAAUGGCAGCCAGAACAAUGCAAAUGGAAAUGGAAAUGGCAACGAGCAGGGAUUCUAUCAGAAUCUCAGCGUGUAUCGGGCGCAAAAUCAGAGCCAACCGAUUUUGAACGAAAGACCGCCGAUUGCCGCACAUGCCGCCAUGAACGCUUACAAUGGCAGUUCCCCGCUUGCACCGCAGCAGCAACCACAGCAGCAACAGCAAUCGCCAUACCAGCAGCAGCAGCAGCAGCAACAUAUGCAGGCCAAUGCUAACCUCCCGCCCACGCGACCCGUCUCUGCCUAUUACCACAGCCAGCAGUCGGCGCAGCAGCAGCUGCAGCAACAACAGCAGCAGCAGCAACAACAUUCCCUGCAGCAGCAACAGUUCGCGCUCAGCAGUGGCAAUCUCAAUGGCCAGCAACAGCAACAGCAACAGCACCAGCACCAGCACCAGCUCACCUUGAACAACCGCACCAAGAGCCAGCAGAACUUCCAGCACACUCUUCGCAUGCAGCAGAUGAUGGCUCCCUCCAUGCCUAACAUCAGCAACAUGUACCAUCACCAGCAGCAACAACAGCAACAGCUGCCCCUGCAACAGCAGCAGCAGCAGCAACAGCAACCUCUGAUGAGCAGCAGUCAGAGCAUGCAGAAUGUGAACGAUUUCGCAGGUGGCUAUCAGAAUGGCAGUUUGGAGUACAGGCGCAGUCAGCUCCAUGAUCCAUCCACGCUCUACGAAAUUCAGCAGCAACAGUUGCAACAGCAACAGCAACAGCAACAGCAACAGCAACAGCAGCAGCAGGCAUCGCCGAAUUUUAUAGCCCUGCCCCCUAAACCAUUGGGCAGCUUACAGUCUCCCAAUAAACCAAAUGUUCCACCAAGUACAGCACCAAAACCGCAGCAGGACAAGCCGCCUCUACCGCCUACAGCAACGCAUCCGCUGUUCAAAGCCACGCAGCAGAUUGCUCCGGGAAUGAACUACGUAGCCAGUACAUUGGAUCCGCCAAAGGGCAGCUAUGUGGCGUCCAAUCAAGGGAACAAUCGUCCCCUUCACAGCGGUAGCAAUCCAUGGGAAAGGGAGGAGCGUGAGAAGGAUUUAGAGAUGCGUCGCGAACACAUUCGCCAGUGGCGGGAGCAGCAGAUAUCAGAGCUGUCCCAGAUCGUAUCCCGUUCCCCAAUGCAAGAGGAGCAACUGAAAACCCUGAUACUCGAGCGCGACUUUGAGCGAAGAGCACAAGAACUACAAGAGCAAGAGGAACAGGAUCAGGAACAGCAGUACGACAAGGAGAACGUCCAGGAGUUGUUCAGAUUGGCUGGCGGCGGUCAGGUCAGUGCCAUACAAACACCCAUUACCAGUUACCGACAAACGGAGAUAAAACUGGCGGAGAUGCCAGACAGCAACAGUCUGGUGGAUUCAGUGCCACCACAGCCACCAGCUCCAACUGCCCAGCCGCUGAGCAGCAACACACAGCAGCCCAAGAGUAUACUUAAGCACAAUCGGUAUUCCGAAGGCGGGGUUGGUCCCAGUGGGGCACCCUCAUCGCCAUCGAAGUCGCAGAAAUCCGCAAGUUUUGCGGACGAGCGACAUCUGCACACUGAGCAUCCGAUAUCUAAUCUAGCGAAGGAGCUUAAUCAGCUCACAAUGCUUGAUAAGGACAAUAACAACGAGACUCUGGAUGCUGUUGUGCCGCCACCUCCACCGCCAGAAAGGAACAGUUCUUAUUUGAUCAUGUCACAGCAGAAACUGCGAGGCAGCACUGGAAACGCGACCUCGUCCAUGGGCCUACUGAAAACGGCCACCAGCAAUCAGGCCGCAGCUGCCGUAGAGAUUAAAAAGGCAUCUCUUCUCAACACUCAAACUAAUAAUAACAACAAUUUGAGUGGGAGCUUAAACAACAACACCAUGCAUGGAUCACCACUCAGCGCCAUGGAGCUAAAUGCCGCCUAUGUUUCGGCCACGGGAACAGGAAUAAUUGGAGGAUUGGGCACACCGCCUCCGCCGCCACCGUUGAUGCAAAGGGACAACAAGCGGGUGAGCUUCCAUGAUGAAGAGAAUAAUUUUGUGAGCGGGAAUAGCCAGCAACAACAGCUGCAGCAGCAAUAUAUUAUGGAUAAUUACGGUAUGGAGCAUCAGGAUUUGGACACUAUCAGAGAGGAUACGAGUUAUCUGCAACACAAUCUCGACGCCUCCAUGCUGCCAUCUAUGCCAGCCACUCCAGAUGCUGCCCUCUGGAACACCUCAGUGCAAUCCACUCCAGGCGUCAUUGGAGCUCAAGAAGUGUACAGAGAUCCUCGUACGCGUCGACUGGCGGAGAAACAGCAGCAGCAACAGCAACAACGGGCUGGAGAUGCGGUGCCCGAAAAGCUGUCGUUCAAGGAGAAGAUGAAGAUGUUUGCCCUGGAGUCGGGGGAAGAUAAGACGCCCAAGGACAAACUGAAAAUAUCGCGAGCCCAACGAGAUAUAGACGCGGUGCACUAAGAAGAAGGGAUCGUUGCUUAAUGCUAUGUACAUACAGACCAGAAUCCACAAAGCUUACACUUCAAUAUAUUGGGGGCCAAGUUGUUACGUUAGCUCUACAUAACAAAACACACACAUAGAUAUAUAGGUCAUGUUAUAUAUGUCGGAACACUUUAGAAACAAAUAAACCUAACGAAUUUGCUUAGCAAGGCAAUAACAAUCCAUAGUUAUCGCGUUUCAGAGUUAAUAACCAUACACAAAAUGUUAACUGAUUUCAAUUAGUGAGAAUGUCAGUGUAUAUCAUUAUAGUCUAUAUAUACUAUGUUUAUAUAUACAAAACUGUAACGAGCCUAGACAUGGCAACGAAAGCAAGGCGAGCCACAUUUGUAAAGCGUUUUAAACAAGUAACUUUAAACUUAACCUUACGAUUAACAAUUUGUUACAUCAGAUUAUGGCAUACGAUUUAUGAUUAGACGGCAGUGUAAAUGAGCAAAGUUAGUUUAGAUAUUCAUAUACUUACCUGGAAACCGUGCGGAACAAGAAACGUUAUAUAUAUAUAUAUAUACUGUAUCCAUUAGAGAGCCACAACAGCGGUAAAACAAAUGGUCCAAUUAUUCAAUUAUUAAAGUUAUAUUUACAAACCAUGAACUAAUGAGUAAUGAAAAAUUUAUAGCUCACUUAUAUAUUUUUAAUUACUGCAACCAUUUUAAACACCUUUUGAAUGCAAGAAUGGCAAAACCAAGAGCGUGUAAAGUUCGAAUACGCAUAGAGAAUAACCAAUUAAAAUUACACGAUACCCUAAUGGCUUUAAAAUUAUAACAAAAGAAUGACUUCGGCAGGCCGAGGAGUAUAUACCCUUGCAACGAAAUCAGAUAAUUUUAUGAAGUAUAAGUCCGAUACGUCCCAAACUCAGAACCAUGUUUUACUGAACCUUUCAUUUGGACAAAAAAUGUAUGAAAUUUCAAUAAAAACUAUACUAACUUAAUGUACUUUAAUAAUCACUGCAAGGGUAUAUGAAAUUAAAAUGUAUUUGAAAACCGACCACAAAGGUGACAAAAUAUUUUUGUGCAUUCCAAGUAUUUCAAAUCGAAACUAAAUUCUAAUUUAUAAGACGAGAUUUAUUUAAAAAUAAACCGAUAUUUUUUAAAUGAUUAUUAUAAAAGUAAAAAAUAAAAUGCAAUCGAUGCACGAAUACAUUCUGUAAAAAGAACUUCGUUUAGUUCUAUGUUAAGCGCAUUUGGGGUUACAAAAUUCAAUUACAUAUACUAUAUCCAAAACCCAAACAAAUUCUGCAACGCAAAUGUGCAUAUUUAUGAGAAAUAAAAAGUUAAUUAUAUCAAAAUCAAAAACCCGAAGCCGUAACACGCCAAUGAAUGUUUUGGUAUUUACAAAUCCAUUCAAAAGUGAGAUAUAUUUUGGGACUAGUGUCGAAGAGCAUUUUUAAAUUAAUUUUUAAAUGGAAAAUAAUUUAUUAUAUAUAUUGAUAUUGAUUGUAAAAGUUGCUAGUUUAUAUAAAAAUCUAUCUAUCUAUCUAUCUUCUAUCUUGCCACAAAUUGUAAAACCGGCUGUUUAAUGAGAACAGUUUUGAUUUCGCGCUAAGAAAAAUUCAAAUUCGACGGUCCUGCGCACUACGCACCUACUUAACUGUUCCCGGUUAUCAACAGGUUCUGGAAAUGACCUACCUAAAUAUAUUUUUCAUGAAACUGGCAAAAGGCAGUAAGGCGGCUGACAAGUUAUUGGCCUUUGCCGCAGCUGGGAAGAUGGUCAAAGAACUUUAAAUCAAAGUUUGCGCGGUGCACAUAAAUGCGGACCAAGUUGAAGAAUGCCUUUUGCGAUUUAUGCUUACACUGAAACAAAACGAUAUGACCUCGUUGGCAACUUUAGCUUUGAAUGUCCAAAUAUGUACUUAGAUUUUAGGUUAUUUAACUUCAAAUGUCAAGAUUUUGAAUAGAAUCACAUCUUGAAGCUCCUUAAAACUGCGCAGGGUAUGCAGUAGUCAGGCUCAUUGUAUUGCAUUUGAGCUAGAUGUAAGAAACAGAAAUAAUUUUCGUUGUUAAAUUAUUUUCUAAAAGUAAAAUCUUCUUUACUGUUUUAGAAGUUGUUUAAAAAGUGCCACAAUGUUUUUAAGUCCAUGUAUCAUCUAGAAGGUGACUUCUUUAAACUACAGGAAAACGUAUCACUUCGUUGCACAAUAGAAGAGUUAAAAGCUAUGUUUUAGUAUUCAUUUAUUUGAAUUACGCUGGUUCAGUUUAUUUCACUUCAGUGAUAUACCGGCUUUAGGCCGCUUCAUUAAGUAUUUUCCGAAAGUUUUCAGAGGCCUCACACAAAAUAAUUUAAAAGUCAACGUGCAAACUUUAACCACUUGCUCAAACAGGAAUCAUUGGGCCAGGACCCGAGAUCCGAAGCCAGUGCCCACGGCGAAGUGAAUUGCCGAUAUAAGGCGAGGGUGUCCUUAAAGCGCAUCCGAAGGAAAUCCCUUUUGGCGUCGCGUGUGCGGGCGAAAUUUAUAUUUCAGCAGUUUGCCAUGUGAAUUAUUAAAAUGCGCCAAUCUCUUUGAUACAGCACAACCAUUGGGGAUUGGGCCAUAAUCAGUUGGCUGAGCGGAAUGAACUUUAAGAAAUUGUUGACAGUUUGCCGCAAGGCAUUCGAAUUGCCAGCCGCGGAAUUUUUCAAUAUUCGCGAGAGCUAAUCCCCCGCAGACUCCCGAUCCGCCGCUGUCAAUAUCCCCCAGCUGGCGGUGGCGACACCGCAGAAGCAACAGGGAAAACUGCAGGAAAAAUGCGGGACAGCCACAGAGUGGAAAGAAAAAUAUGAACUGUGGGGAAAAGUUUCAGGAUGCGGCGGCCAUGGCGAAUAAAUCAAAAAGUGAUUAGCCCAGUCUCCUCCGCCGCCUAUCCUUUUCCCAGCUUCACAGUUCAGCAGAUCCAUAGCUCCUCAGCUCCACAGCUCCGCAGCUUCUCCUGGCUUUCUCACGCCAUCUGUCCAGUUGUAAAUAGUCUGUUGAGUGGCCGAUGGGGCAGGACGAGGGUGAUGGCGAUGGAGAGGAGGAGAGGAGGAGUCCAAGGUGUGCGAACCUGGAAUGUGGGCCAGCUUUGGCAGGGGGAUUCAAACUUGGCCAUAAAACUUUCGCCGCAUCUUGGCCACGGUUGCUGAGGCUCUCUUUUCUGGUCAGUGGCGGCUUGAUAAAUGAGCAGCGUAAAGUGCGCGGCAAUCAGAAAAAUCGCACAAAAUUAUAGUUGGGCAGGCCAUAAAACAAUGGCCAAGGCGAAACAAUGGCCAAGACAAUGGUAGUUUUUCUCAAUUGCUCCUCUUUUCUUGGUUUUUUAUUUGCGUGUGCCUUCAUCCCCUAAGUCUUCAUGACCCCCCCCCCCCCUUCCACCGUCCACCUUCCCACGAGUUAUGACAAGUUCUCCUAUUUGCAUUUUAAAAUAUACACAUAAUUUUCCGGCAAAAAAUUAACAGAGCUGCAUGGGUUGCUUCAUGGAGUGAGUAUCUCAUUUAAAUAAGUGAGGAUUGGUGUUAAGGAGCUUAGCUUGAAAAAGGUAAGAGAACUUAGAGGCUCAGUCUAAAAGGCUACAAAUGAGCAUUAGUAGGACCAUGAAAUAUGUAAAUUAAAGUGGGAGGCUUGACAAUAAAACUAAAGUUCUGCAGAAAGGAUGAGACCUUUUAGGUUGAACAGAAAUAAACAUGAAAGAGGAAAAUAUUUUAACAAUUAGUUCUUUAUUAAGUAGUAUCAGUUGCUUUACAUCUUUAAAAGUUGAAAUACUUUUUGCUAAUAUAGUUCACAUUUCAAGUAUUGUUCUUUUUACAAUUUAAUGGG